GAGGAACCGGAUCCCCCACCCCCUCGCAACACCGCGCCCCCGUCUUUGAAUGAGCCUUCCUCCUCCUCGGCUCUGACCAGCCCUGCAAGCGAGCUGACGACGGAAGCCGAGCCGGAGCCCGGAGCGCGCGAGGGAGAGAGUGCAAGGCGGUGAUUCGAUGGCGAAGCUGUACGUGCAGGCGGUGCCGCCGCCGGAUCUGAACAAGAAUACGGAGUGGUUCAUGUACCCCGGGGUGUGGACCACCUACAUCCUCAUCCUCUUUGUCUCCUGGCUCCUCGUCCUCUCCGUCUUCGGAUGCACGCCCGGCACGGCGUGGACGCUCGUCAACCUCGGCCACUUCGCGAUUACAUACCACUUUUUCCACUGGAAGAAGGGGACUCCAUUUGCUGAUGAUCAGGGGAUGUAUAACACAUUGACAUGGUGGGAACAAAUGGACAAUGGCAAACAGCUUACUCGCAACAGAAAGUUUUUGAUGGCGGUUCCUGUUGUUCUGUACUUGAUAGCUUCGCACACAACGGACUAUCAACACCCUAUGCUCUUCCUCAACACCCUUGCAGUCACUGUGCUGGUGGUUGCCAAACUACCAAACAUGCACAAGGUUCGGAUUUUCGGAAUCAAUGCCGGCAGCUAAGCAGCAGCAUACCACGGUAGACAGCCAUCCAUGAUGUUUCAUUUGGAUUUCAGGAUGUGGUGCACCUAGUUCUGAAUUGGAUCAUCAGAGUACUGAGUACCAGUGAGUAGUGUUUAAGAGCUGUUAGUAGAUGACAUGUAAUCAUUGUACAGAGAAAUGCUAAGGAGGCUGGAAAAAUGAUGCUUUCUGCAACUACAGAACAAGUUCUGUAGACUCUUUAAUGUUGCUAUAUGUUGUCUAGCAAGUAUUUGGCAAUCGAUACAUGCACAGUUCUGCUCUUUGUUUGUGAAGAGGUUAUACUUUUUCGUCA
Phragmites australis (common reed) is the source of this 941-nucleotide messenger RNA. RefSeq lists its product as uncharacterized. Bases 158 to 631 code for a protein of 157 amino acids. Gene Ontology annotation, cellular component: endoplasmic reticulum membrane. NCBI's taxonomy places the organism in Eukaryota, Viridiplantae, Streptophyta, Magnoliopsida, Poales, Poaceae. The record is from RefSeq and is a predicted model, not a curated record. Gene Ontology annotation, biological process: negative regulation of ceramide biosynthetic process; ceramide metabolic process; intracellular sphingolipid homeostasis. The transcript is spliced from 3 exons.